AUGCACCACACAGACGCCAAAGCACAUGUCGCAGCAAUACCAGCAACACCAGCAACUUUACCUCCCGAGCCCCUCCCGCAGUCGUCGUCGUCGUCGUCGUUCAAGUUAGCGGACUUUACGUUGCUCACGACGUUAGGCACGGGCACGUUCGGGCGGGUGCGGCUCGUGCAACUUAAGCGCAGCCACUCGUCGUCGCUGUUUUGUGCGCUCAAGAUUUUAAAAAAAGCCGAAAUUUUACGGCUCCAGCAGCUCCACCAUCUAAAGUGCGAAGUGGAGAUUCUGCGCCGGAUUUGCCACCCGUUUAUUGUGAAUUACUUGGGCCACUUCCAAGACGCGAAGCGACUGUACGUCGUGCUCGAGUACGUGCAAGGCGGGGAAUUGUUUUCGUACUUGAGACGACAAGGCCGGUUCGCUGACCACGUCGCGGGCUAUUACGCGGCGCAGUUGGUCCUGGCCAUCGCGUAUCUCCAUAAGCAGGACAUUAUCUAUCGCGACUUGAAGCCGGAGAACGUGCUGAUUACGGCACAAGGGGCGCUGAAGAUCACGGACUUUGGCUUUGCUAAGGUUGUUGCCGACAAGACGUGGACCUUGUGCGGCACGCCCGAGUACCUUGCUCCCGAGAUCAUUCAGAGCAAAGGACAUGGCAAGUCGGUUGAUUGGUGGGCGCUCGGCGUGCUGGUGUACGAGAUGCUGGCCGGGUAUCCGCCGUUUUACGACGAGAACCCGUUUGGCAUUUAUCAGAAGAUUCUGGACGGGAAGAUUGACUUUCCGAAACACUUUGAUGCCAAGGCAAAGGACUUGAUCAAGAAGCUCUUGUCACAAGACCGCACGAAGCGAUUGGGCUGUUUACGGAAUGGAGCGGAAGAUGUGAAGAAGCAUAAAUACUUUGCCAAAGUGGACUGGGAUGCUGUGCUCGCACGGUCCGAGCCGCCGCCCUAUUUGCCACCGGUAAGAGGCCCCGGUGACCACACGCAUUUUGACGAGUAUCCUGAUUCACCCGUUGACGAUGCCGGCAUGCUCUAUGGCGAAGACCGAGCCGCUUUUGACGUGUUUGACCAAUUUUAA
Molecule: messenger RNA, 1065 nt
Organism: Peronospora matthiolae
Lineage: Eukaryota; Oomycota; Peronosporomycetes; Peronosporales; Peronosporaceae
Source: the annotation of a GenBank genome assembly